Lolium perenne is the source of this 1482-nucleotide messenger RNA. RefSeq names its product thiamine thiazole synthase, chloroplastic. Gene Ontology annotation, biological process: thiamine biosynthetic process. The record is from RefSeq and is a predicted model, not a curated record. NCBI's taxonomy places the organism in Eukaryota, Viridiplantae, Streptophyta, Magnoliopsida, Poales, Poaceae.
CGCAAGCUCGUUUCGAUGGAACAGUUGACAGAGGAUCUUCGCAAAAUAUCAGGAAUGAGUCCAAAGGCUGACAUCCUGAGAUCUGGCCGCACGUACACACAAUCUCCAGAUAUUUGUCCCCUCCUCCCCUUCUUCUACCCUGCCGCUGCGCCUUAUCCUCGCCACGCUCUCACUCCACUCAUCUCCUCAAGCCACACCUGCAUGCACAUGGCAGCCAUGGCCACCACCGCCUCCAGCCUCCUCCUUAAGACGUCCUUCGCCGGCGCUCGGCUCCCGUCGGCCACCCGCGCCCCGUCCUGCGUCGCCACCCCGCGCGCCGGCACCAUCUGCAACUCCAUCUCCUCCUCCACCCCUCCCUACGACCUCAACGCCUUCAAGUUCAGCCCCAUCAAGGAGUCCAUCGUCUCCCGCGAGAUGACCCGCCGCUACAUGACCGACAUGAUCACCUACGCCGACACCGACGUGGUCAUCGUCGGGGCCGGCUCCGCGGGGCUCUCCUGCGCCUACGAGCUCUCCAAGGACCCCUCCAUCAGCAUCGCCAUCAUCGAGCAGUCCGUCUCCCCCGGCGGCGGCGCCUGGCUCGGCGGCCAGCUCUUCUCCGCCAUGGUCGUGCGCAAGCCCGCCCACCUCUUCCUCGACGAGCUCGACAUCGAGUACGACGAGACCGAGGACUACGUCGUCAUCAAGCACGCCGCGCUCUUCACCUCCACCGUCAUGAGCCGCCUCCUCGCGCGCCCCAACGUCAAGCUCUUCAACGCCGUCGCCGUCGAGGACCUCAUCGUCAAGGACAGCCGCGUCGCCGGCGUCGUCACCAACUGGGCGCUCGUCUCCAUGAACCACGACACGCAGUCCUGCAUGGACCCCAACGUCAUGGAGGCCAAGGUCGUGGUCAGCUCCUGCGGCCACGACGGGCCAUUCGGCGCCACCGGAGUCAAGCGGCUCCAGGACAUCGGAAUGAUCGAGACGGUGCCCGGGAUGAAGGCGCUUGACAUGAACACCGCCGAGGACGCGAUCGUCCGCCUCACCCGCGAGGUCGUCCCCGGCAUGAUUGUCACCGGCAUGGAGGUCGCCGAGAUCGACGGAGCCCCCAGAAUGGGUCCGACGUUCGGCGCCAUGAUGAUCUCCGGCCAGAAGGCGGCGCACCUGGCGCUCAAGGCGCUCGGCCGGCCGAACGCCAUCGACGGGACGAUCAAGAACGCGACCCCGGCGCUGCACCCAGAGAUGAUCCUGGCGGCGAUUGACAACGGCGACAUCGUGGACGCCUAAACGACGGUGGCUUACUCUUCGUUUGAGGAAUAAGAUGGUUUGAUGAAACAGAGGAUACUUUGGGACGACAAGACGUGGACUUCCUUUGUGACUUGUCUACUCGUGUUUGAUUCCCCUCUUUGUCUUUAGUUUCGUGAAGUUAGCGUCGUGUUCAUAGCACUGCGGCGAUCUGGAACAAGAGGAGGGAUCAGGGAAUUAAAAAAAAUGGUUGAAUUC